GGUUUUGAUACGCGUUUAUAUGACCGCAGGCUGAUCUGAUUGGGUGGCUGUAGAAAAAGGAAGUAAAAGUAUCUUUCGUUAUUUUCCUGCGGAGACCAGAGUAGGCGCACGUUUGUUCGUCCACAUCGUGACAUAUUCGACUGCAAGAUGUACCGAGGACUGUAAUUUGAGCGGUCGCACGCGCUUCCUGGUCCGUUGGGCUCGAGAGAAAAAAAUAAAAAAGUCUGCGUGUCCUUCACACAGCUUUAAAGAGCGCUGCAGACAGACACACAGACAUGGACCACACACCGCCACAGGACACACCUCAGAGCAAGGGCUCCGUUUUGCGGCACAGGGAACACAGCGAGGAGUCUGCCGACAAGAGGCCCGCUGAAAGCACUGCGUCUACCCCUCAGGAUGACAAGCGGGCGUUUAGAAGAGUGCGAAGUCCAUCCAGGCCGAGGUCAUGGUCAUCCAGUUCCUACAAACCCAAGUUCGGAGGGCGAUUCUACAAACCUCGGGAUGACCACUCAUUCUACAAACCUGGCUUUAGCAAACAGAGGUACCACCACUUCCAGCCCCGGGGUUACUUCCCCCGGCGAGAUCAUUUCCAGCCUAAACUUCACCACAUCGCACUGAGGGAGAGGGACCGAGAGAAGGAGAAGGAGCGGUAUGAGCAGAGGGAGAGCACUAAUGGGAGUUCACCCCCAAAACAAAACCCUACUAGGGCUUUCUUACCAAGGUCCACCUCCAGCAGAGACAAGGACGUGCAGUUCAUUGUUUGUCAGAACGACCGGAAUCAAAGCAGGGAGAGAGAUCACAGGGGGACCAAAAGCAAAGAACGAAGCAGAGACAGGGAGCUCCCUUCAGCUGCGAGCCAGACGGUGGCACGAGACAGAGCCAUCCAGCAGAAGAGGAGGGAGAUAGAUGAGGUGUACUAUCAGGAAUGUGAAAUGUUUGGCCUUGUGGCAAAGAUGCUGAUAGAAAAGGAUCAGUCCCUGGAGCGUCCCAUCCAGGCCUCGCUGCAGGAGAACCUCAAGGACAUCGGCAAGCGCUGCGUGGAGGCCAUGGAGAAAUUUAUAGAGGACUAUGACUCCAGGGAGCUGUCUCACUAAUCACACACACUCAUCAAGCCUGUCUUCCUAACACUGAUCCCACUGGUAAGGGUGUAGGAGAAUUUUAUUUCAGGUGAUUAAACACUGCUUUUGUGUUUGUUUUUUGUAUUUGCUAGUAGAAGUAAUAAGCUCUUAUUAAUACUUUCUUGCCUGCUGCCUGGACAAAGUUCCCCCUCCUCGCUGGUGGAAAAAUGAAAGAAAACUGGAAACUGGAAAUUUCAUAUUGCUUCUGAUUUUGAGAAUGUGAUGAUGAUGAUGAUGAUGCCAAAAUACACUGGUUGUAUGUGACGUUGUGAAGAGGUCGAAAAUGUAUUUUGACAUCCGACUGACGUGCUUAAUUUAUGAUCACUUGCUUUCCAAUAAUUUAAUUUUGUAUACAGCAUAUUAAACAUCAUGUGGUUAAAAUAUUUUCAGUGACUUAUUCCCGGGCAAGAUAAAUGAAAUCAUAGCAGGAAAUACAUUAAUGGGUCAGUAGGUGAGUAGGUCACACAUUGUUCUGAGUACAAAGAGGAAAUGCUGCAGAUUAAUUUCGAUGUUUGAGCUAAAGCCUGACUGAUACAGAAGCAUGGUAGAUAUUGGCUUAUCAUAAUAUUAGUAAUAUAAGUGUUGGUCACAGCUCUUAAAGGGGCACUCCACUGAUUUUAUACAUGAAGUUUACUCAUUAUGAGGAGUCCUACUCAAACUCAAGGCAUGGAUGAUGAAAAAUAAUGAAUAAUGCUAUUCAGCAGCAUUAUGGGAAUUGUAGGUUGUCAGUAAAAAAUCCAGUAUCUGUCAGACUCUAGUUUGAUCACCGGUGUCCCAAUUCCAUGCUAUAUGCUAGUUGUAUACAGUAUGUGCUAUAAACUGUAAGUAUAUUGUUGUUUUUACGGAAAAAAAGAAAAGAAAAAAUCAACAUUCUUCACCAGGAAAUUAUACAAAAUGUGCUCCAACAGAUGUCAGUCAAACUGUGACUUGGAAAGCCACCGACAAUUAAACUUCACAAAAGAGAAUACAAAAUGUUUUUCAAAGAUUUAAUACAUAUUCUUAU
This is a messenger RNA of Morone saxatilis (striped sea-bass), 2121 nucleotides long. Its product is annotated as serine/arginine repetitive matrix protein 5. The coding region runs from base 276 to 1094 and encodes 272 amino acids. Gene Ontology annotation, cellular component: nucleoplasm. The record is from RefSeq and is a predicted model, not a curated record. Gene Ontology annotation, biological process: negative regulation of gene expression, epigenetic; protein localization to heterochromatin; negative regulation of DNA-templated transcription. Lineage: Eukaryota; Metazoa; Chordata; Actinopteri; Moronidae. The transcript is spliced from 8 exons.